Messenger RNA from Varroa destructor (honeybee mite), 3173 nucleotides. It is a transcript of the gene Abcd3, whose product is annotated as ATP binding cassette subfamily D member Pmp70. Gene Ontology annotation, molecular function: long-chain fatty acid transmembrane transporter activity; ATP binding; ABC-type transporter activity. Gene Ontology annotation, biological process: fatty acid beta-oxidation; peroxisome organization; very long-chain fatty acid catabolic process. NCBI's taxonomy places the organism in Eukaryota, Metazoa, Arthropoda, Arachnida, Mesostigmata, Varroidae. Gene Ontology annotation, cellular component: peroxisomal membrane. The record is from RefSeq and is a predicted model, not a curated record.
GUUUAGAUAAUGUCACCUUUAAGCCGUUUGACGACAUUUGUAUUGAAUGUUUUUGGAGUCAUUCUAGGUAAGGUUAAGUUUUCCACCAAUGGAAUCCGUUUGUUUGGCCAACACGGGUAGAAUAGGCCGUGAACAUCCGCCCUUUCAUUGUUAAAAAACCACAAAGCAGCCAGCCAAAAUACUGACGAUUUCGAUAACUCGCCUAUUUCGUCUGUCAUAGAUUAGGCUCGCCCCCAGGAUUUUAAACAUAUGACAGCUCCAUUGUGAUCAUCCGGGAUAAAAAAUCGCUCUUUAGUUCUACAUCGCGCAAAAAAACUCCGUAGAACCGCAACCGCUCCCGAAGCUCGCGCCACCAUCGCGACAGCGAAUUCUACCACAGCACUACCUGUAGCAGCAAUCACUUCCUCCUUACCACCGACAUCGUGGCCGUGUUGCGGGAGAGCUAGUAUGCCUUUUAGCUGCUGCAAACGUUAGGGCAGCGAGCGCUUUGUUCGUAGCGGCACCAUAUCAAUUAUCUGAACAGUCUAUCGUAUUGUGUCAACGUCGGCUACACGAUUGAAACUUUUUCGAUUCUUAUGGAAACGAUGUAACAUCUGCGAUACUUUGUUACUACUCAUCGACUGCAUCGCCGUCGCUGCUAUCGACAUUGUUUUAGAGUAGACAGGUGACCGUGACUUAAAUUUGCUGCCGUUGUUGUAGUAGCAAGGAUGGCGCCGACGCUCAGUAAACAAUUUCUCAACGGACUUAACCAGGCCAAACAACCAGCGGUUAUUGCUGCUGUUGCCACUGCAGUUUACAUUUAUUCGUAUUCACGAUUUUUAGCAAAACAGAGGCGUACACAAAAAGGCCACGAUGUGGUCAAAGUCUCGUUCGAUAGGAAGGACAACAAAAAACAGAAGGCAUAUGUCGAUGGUCGAUUUUUCAGGCAGCUCCGGGAACUGUUUAGUAUUGUGUGCCCUGGAGUGUUCACGGCGGAGUUCGGUUAUAUGGUACUCGUAGCAGUAACGCUACUAGGACGAACCUCUUGUGAUAUCUGGAUGAUCAACAAUGGCACAGUCAUAGAGCGGGCCAUUAUAUCGCGAAAUUUCGAACUAUUCCGCCAAAAGUUGCUUGAGUUCAUUUUGGCCAUGCCGACUUUAUCACUUGUCAACAACCUGAUGAAAUACGGUCUGAAAGAGAUUAACCUACGCUUCCGAACACGCCUGUCUUACGCACUGUACGAAAAGUACCUAGGUGGUAUAACCUACUAUAAGAUGUGCAAUCUAGAUAAUCGUAUUUCAAAUCCUGAUCAUCUGCUUACUAAAGAUGUCGAGAAAUUCUGUUCGUCGUUGACGGACCUAUAUUCGAAUCUCAGCAAACCGAUCCUUGAUAUCAUCCUGUACGUUCGAUGGCUGUCGGUAUCAAUCGGCGCUAAGGCGCCAGGAUUUAUGUUACUUUACUUGCUAUUUGCGGGCUUUCUGCUGACCAAUAUGAGGCGGCCAGUCGGUAAAUUGACAAUGGAUGAGCAGAAACUUGAAGGUGAACUGCAUUAUGUGCACUCGAGGCUAAUUACAAACUCGGAAGAAAUUGCUUUCUACAACGGCAAUAGGCGUGAGAAAAAGACAAUUGACUUAACGUUCCAGCGUCUCGUGAACCAUUUGCGCAAUUUUUUAGAGUACCGCUUCUCGCUUGGAAUGAUCGACGACAUUGUGGCCAAAUAUCUUGCGACUGUCGUUGGUUAUUUGCUCAUAUCUAGACCAUUUCUUGGAACGAAGCACAUUCAACUAAGUCACAACAAGAGACUUGAAGAGUACUAUAAAAGUGGUCGUAUGCUGGUUAAGUUAGCCGAAGCGAUCGGUCGAGUUGUUCUUGCGGGCCGCGAAAUGACUAGAUUGGCAGGGUAUACUGCCAGGGUAGCCGAACUCAAUAAGGUACUACAGGAUGUCAAUAGAGGCCAAUACGUGCGAGGUAUGAUCAAGGAUGAGCAGGAGAAAAGCGGUCGAAAGCUUGAGCUCAUCCCUGGAGCUGGUAGGAUCAUCACACAGGAUAAAAUUAUCCGUUUCACACGGGUACCGUUGGUCACCCCCAAUGGCGAUGUGCUUGUUGAGGAGCUCACUUUUGAAGUAAAAUCUGGCAAGAACGUGCUUAUCUGCGGCCCCAACGGCUGCGGCAAAAGCUCUCUGUUCAGAAUCUUAGGUGAGUUGUGGCCAUUGUUUGGUGGUACCAUAGUGAAGCCGGCGAAGAACAAGCUGUUCUAUGUGCCUCAGAAGCCGUAUAUGACGCUGGGAACGCUUCGAGACCAGGUGAUUUACCCCGACACAAAACAUGAUAUGAUUAAGAAUGGCUUCACCGACGAUAAGCUUGAAGAGCUACUGGACGUGGUGCAACUUAGAUAUCUGCUUGAACGUGAAGGUGGCUGGGAAUCGGUGCAAGAUUGGCUAGACAUUCUAUCAGGCGGGGAGAAACAACGUAUAGCUAUGGCUCGUCUAUUCUACAAACGUCCACAGUUCGCCAUCUUAGACGAAUGUACUAGCGCAGUGUCGGUCGAUGUUGAAGGAGCAAUGUACAGUUACUGUCGUAACGAGGGGAUCACCCUCUUCACCGUAUCGCACCGCAAGUCCCUCUGGAAGUAUCACGAGUACUGCCUGCAUAUCGAUGGCCGAGGAGGAUAUGAAUUCUCAGAGAUUACGCCUGACACCAUGCAAUUUGGGUCCUAACCAUUGGCUAACAGAAUUGUGUAUUUACGUACCGAUUUGUUAACAGUAUUUUUUAUUUUUAUCAUAACUAUUUGUGUACUUUAGUGAAUUGGUGAAACCACCCGUAAGAGGCUACUGGCAGUGAGACACAACAACAGUUGAUAACAAAAAAAAACCCGUGGAGUAAACCAUUAACGCUGCGACAUCAUGUUUCGCUGUUUAUGGAAACACAGGCUGUAAGCCUCAUUGGACGUCGAAACGGAUGCCUCCCUGAAGUUUAUUAGACUCAAAUGUGGUUACAGUAGAAAAGGUGGUGGUAUGGGACCGUCCUAUUUGUAUUAAUGCUUGUCGUGACGAUGCUUUUGAUACUCCUAUAGGAAAAGUAUACCACACAGCUAGGUAACAACUGUUAUUAUUAGUGUUGUUGCAUUAUAAACAUAUGAUAUAAUGGGCACAUACUGCGAUGGUUUUGUAAUAAAUAAGUGUAUUUUGUCGUUA